GAUGCAAUAUGGAAUCAUUCCAGCAGUUUGAAAAGCAGGUCGCCCAAGAGACUUAUCCCGGUUUAACACGCGAAAAUGUCGCAGACUUGGUUUUCCCCAACUUGACCUCGCUUUGGCUGUCGCAAGAGCCUGAGGACCAGGCGAGCCUCAAGCGACUCAAACAGGUUUGGGACAUGUUCGCCUCAUGCUGGAGCCCUCAAGACAAGAUGCAAAUCUAUCGUCUCCUCCCUGAGGUGCGAACUAACUCUACAAAUCGAAAGGUCCCUAGCAAACACAAACUCUACAAACACGACAUAACCUUCGGGCUCUGGGUUGUCCUCCGUUGCAUAUAUCCUGAUCAGAAACUUUCAACUCUCAGACUUGCUCUCAUGGAAAGGUAUCCAGGUAUAGAUCUCAGUGCCUUCACUGGUCCUGUUCCCAGGGUUUCCUGCAUGGUCCCCGAGGACAUCGUCAGGAAACGUGAGCCCAAACCUGUGACUCCUUGCUUUGAGACGAAAUGGCUUGAGGAAGAUGAUAAGAUCAACCCUAGCGAUUUAUCCGUCAAAGAGGAGGACUGCAACUCUGACGAUACUGUAAUUCAUACCCCGAAAUUUGAGCCUCACAAGGACCAGCCGCGCUCCACUAAACCUGACAAGCCUUCCGCCCAACGAUUGAAGGGGGUCGAGUCGAAAAUGCGAGGCAUGGUUCUUGGAGAACCUCACAAUGCUUCUUACAAUGCUUCUUACAGCAAGUUUCUGAAGUCAAAGUCCAGCAAAGCGCCAGUAGAUACAUCUAAUUAUGGCCCCGACAUCACAAGGCUAUGCAUCAGUCCUAUGACCGUCCACGAAGCAGACGUUGAAUCCUCGGCUAGCGACGAUUCUUCUCCUGAGGACGACUCUACCCAUACUGCACUUUCUGAAAAGCGGUUCCUCGAGUUGAAGAAUCUCAUUACCAAUGUUACGACUAAAUCGAAACGAGAUGUUUCUAAUGAAAUGCGAAAGAUGCAUACCGAGACGACGAAGCAGAUUCAGAACAUGCACACUGAGAUGAUUGACCAGUUCAAGAAGAAUCGAAAGACGUUGGUUGAUGUUGGUAAACAAGUUGCUGAGAUACGAGCACACAUCGAGCUUGCGCGUAUGGAUCGGAAGGAUCUGGACGAACUUGAGGCCAGAGCCAUCAAUCUUGAGGAGUUCAUCUUGUCACUUUGAGUGGUUUUGAGGAGGCAGUUGGUGUGUUCUCAAAACGUUGAAACAUUCUUCUGCUACAUACUAUGGAGAGUGUCUGGGUUACAGAACAAGGAGAGAUCGCCAAAGGGAGAGUUAUUUGCGUACGGAUGUGGAAACUUGAUACAUGGGCCUUUUCGGCAUCACAGGAGCCGUGCAAUGCGAUAUGCAUGUGCUAUUAUCUGACGGGACAUCCAGAGGCAUUGGGCAGCAAGAGACCAAUAACCUGUGGGAAGUGAAGGCGCUUUGUUCUGGAACCCUGCAGGGCGUUAUUAAUUACAGUGGCGUCUGCUAAAGACAGCCACUGCCUCAUGUCUGAGCUCUCAUAUUUUGAAUCCGGG
This is a messenger RNA of Fusarium verticillioides 7600, 1543 nucleotides long. RefSeq lists its product as hypothetical. NCBI's taxonomy places the organism in Eukaryota, Fungi, Ascomycota, Sordariomycetes, Hypocreales, Nectriaceae. The record is from RefSeq and is a predicted model, not a curated record. The coding region runs from base 9 to 1187 and encodes 392 amino acids. The transcript has 3 exons.